GGACCAUGUGGGGCGUUGUUGCCUCUGCUUCGUAGAAGGCGCGACGGAGCGCAUGCCGGACGUGGUGGGAAGGGAGGCGGCCCGGGAUUGGGCGGGUGGCGGUGAGGCCGGCGUGCUUGAGGCGGACCGUGUGCCGGCUGCGGCGAGUCUUUCCCCAUGCUUCCACUGGUUGCCGGCGGAGGAGCUGCUGCUAUGCCACCAGUGCCGUGAUGAGGCCACUGCCGUGCAGAAGGCUUUCCGAGACCACUCGAGCAACAAGCGAUGCCGAGAGUUUGAAAGGCUCUACGUUUGCCUGUACGAUCGGGACUAUGGCCCCGAGAAGGGCGCGCGGUGCGAAUUGGACGACCCGGCGACCGGAAAGCGGGAAAAGUUUUGGUGCCCUGCUGUGAAGGAGCGGCGGGGUUGCCGCUUCGACACUGACCUUGAUCACCGCAGUGCGCAAGCACUUCUCAAGGCCAGCAAAGAAGCAACCACCGCGGAGCGGAUUGCUUGGCUGAGAGUCUUACGCAUUGCAAAUGUGCCCGGGCCUCGGGUCGCUGGCAGUUUCCUGCUUCUUUCCUGUGUAAAUUGCUCUAUGCUGCAUGCUGACCAACAAAAGGAAAACCGAGCCCGUUGCUGUCAUGCAAAGCACAGGGCCCGCGAAUGCCAUGCGCACUACGCAGCGGCAUCAGGCAGCGCCUUCAGAUUUUGUCAUGCUUGGCUUUAAUCAGGACGGGCGCCGUGUGCUGAGUACUCUGUAUUGGUCAUGACAAGUUUCUAGACCCAGACACGUUUGCAGUGGAUAUGCCUACUUCCGCUCAGUAGUUCCGCGCUCGAAGAAGCAGACCGUCGAGCAAAAGCGCGCAGACGUCGAAGCGCGGGAGCUUGAAGAUUUUGAACGGAGCUGGGCGCUGGAGUAUUUUCCGAAUGGCGCACCACUGCCGUCGCCGCCUACGAAAUGCAAACGCGUCCGGGCCGGGGCCGGGGAAUGUUGGCCAGCUAUUAGAUGAGGGCCAUGGCGGGCAAAGUCAAACGCAAAAACGGGGCGGCGCCCCCGCAAGUUUUACUUGGCCGCGUAGUUGCUACACAUGAUUUUCUAUUCGUUGCGUGACAAGCUGCGAGCGGCCUUGAGCUGCAACGCACGUGAAAGAUUUUGCAUUUUCUUUUCAGCUGAAGUUUCUGUAGACGAGUGCCCAUAGCACUUAGGAGCCCUGCAUCAUUCCAUGCCCAGACGCGUUUGCACUGGAUACCGAGGAAGCUUGCCGAGUACUUCGGAGACGACGCCUCGUUCGGUGUGUCUUUCGGCCUGCGGCUCCUGGUCAAUCGCCCGGAGGUAUUCGUCGUGGAGGAGGAGGGGGCGGACCGAGUGAAGCAGUUGCAGGAAGUCGCGGCGAAGACCUACCGCCAGGUAUGGAGCACCGGCAACGGCCCCGCCGCCGCCUUGAACAUGAUCUUGGAAGAAUUUUGGGGAUCGCCGCUCUCUCGUACCGCCCCGGCCGUCGCACCGCCAGGCCGCUCUGGAGAGAAAGCAGACCAGCGCACGAAAUUUUUCCGGCCGCUCGAGUCGCAUGACCAGGGGAACACACCCAAGGAGCUGCGGGUGAGCCGGCGGCGCACUGCUUUUUUUUUAACGUUGCUCCGGCACUCACCUUGGGGCUCUCGGCUACAGAUGCUCACGCCGCUGGCCAAGCCGCCCACUGCGCACGUUCUUUGCUUCAGGUGGUGCGAAUGCCGCAAAUAUUCCGCGCCGGUCAAAGGGAAAAAAAAACCAGCGCGCAGCUUCUAUCUUCGCGGGGAGGGCGCAGAGAAAGCGCGCGCCGACCACAGGGAGAAGAUGAAGGCGGACGGAUACGAGAGCUUUGAGGCUGAUUGGCCGACCACCAAGUGGCGGAGGGACGUCCCGGGCAAGUAGACCGGCAAACUUGUGGCUACUACAAAUACAACAGUGACUGCAGCGCAUUUUUCUUCGUUUUUUUUCUGAUGUCAUCCGGGUACCUAACCGGGGGCACAGUCAGACUCGCACUGAAGCAGAUCCUACAGAUUUAUUCCGAAGUCGAUCGCUACAUUGGACUUGCGGCUUCGGUUUCGUACUUAGCUGAGUUCCGAGCAUCAUUGUGUGAGAUGGCAGCGCGUAGAUUUACUGCAGCUCCCCGCAGAAGAUUUGAACUUGGUCUAAGAUUUUGAUUUAGAUUUUGCUCUACGCCCAGGCUUUGGUUUGUUCGCGCAGCUGUACCUGAAAAAGAUUUCGGGAGACCCCUGAGAAAAAAAGCGCAGCAGGCGGCAUCAUCUGUACGAAUCAGGAGUAACGCAAAUGCGCGAGCCUUUCGACCGAAAAAUCGACAGUGCAAGUGCACAUGUGAGAGUGAAACUCUAUGAAAGUAUAAAAGAUCUUCUUUAUUGUGCCUGCUGCUCUUUAUGAUCUCGAUCUUGACCUCCCGAGUACUAUGUUCUUCUGGGGAAAUAAACUGCUCAUCUUCAUGAUUUUAUUUUCCCAAACCCUUCAGUCA
Messenger RNA from Amoebophrya sp. A120, 2486 nucleotides. The record is from the annotation of a GenBank genome assembly. Lineage: Eukaryota; Dinophyceae; Syndiniales; Amoebophryaceae.